Alnus glutinosa is the source of this 997-nucleotide messenger RNA. RefSeq names its product E3 ubiquitin-protein ligase AIP2-like. NCBI's taxonomy places the organism in Eukaryota, Viridiplantae, Streptophyta, Magnoliopsida, Fagales, Betulaceae. Gene Ontology annotation, biological process: protein ubiquitination. Gene Ontology annotation, molecular function: ubiquitin protein ligase activity. Bases 88 to 801 code for a protein of 237 amino acids. The transcript has a single exon. Gene Ontology annotation, cellular component: cytoplasm. The record is from RefSeq and is a predicted model, not a curated record.
CCCACAUUACCAUCCUAUUGCGUUGUUCUUACGCUGUCCGACCGCUCUCAAACCCUCUCGCUAUUUUCUCUAAUUUGGUCCCCAAACAUGCCGUCAAGCGGCAACAGCUCCUACGGUUUCAGAUUCAGAGUGUGGCAGUUUCGCCGAUGCCCAACCAUCAAAGAUCUGUCGCACUCGCACCCACACACGCCGGAUGAGGUUCCCAUCGAAUUUCGCGUCACUGAGUGGCUAAAAAUCAAGAAAUCCAUCGGCAAUGGCGAUCGUCCAGUGUCCAUCGCGCAAGCGCGAUCUCGCAUGCGAUCAAAAACCUUCUGGGUCCCCAAACAAGCGGCUCUGUCGUGCGAUGGUGGCGCUCGCAUGUUAUCCUUGCUUUCGGACGUGGGUGCCCCCGGAGAACACCAGGAGGCGGUAUUGCGAGAUAUUUCAUCGGCGGCCGCCGCUCGAUCUGCCCGGACGGGAACAUCGCCGAUCGUGGUAACAUUUGAACACACAACGCUGUUACUCGUGGAGCUUGAUGGCGAUGAGUCCGAGGACGUGAUGGAUAUGGUUUUGAGGGAGUCCAUGGUACUGAGGCCCAUCCCGGCCGCUCGAUCUGCGAUUGAGCGAUUGAAGAAGGUAACCUUUGAAGAUGGGUUGGGGUCGAUCGGAGAGUGCAUCAUUUGCAGGGAGGAAUUUGAGGAUGGGCUCGAACUCACGCGGCUGCCGUGCUCCCAUGUCUAUCAUGGAGAUUGCAUUGUCAAGUGGCUGGAGAAGAGUCACUGCUGUCCCCUCUGCCGCUACCCAUUGCCCCGUGUCCAUUGAGAUGGGGGAGGAUUUUUAUUUCUUGUUCAGGUGUUUGUUUCUUAUUUAGGGUUUAGGGUUUCAUUUUCAAUUAAUUUUUUUAUUUUUUUUAUACGGAUUAUAACUUUUUGUUCAAUUUUUUGGUUUGUAUAUUAGGUUUUCGUCUUCAUAUUUGUUAUUUUUAAACCACAAUUUCUUUGUAAUUAAACCACAAUUU